This is a messenger RNA of Brachypodium distachyon (stiff brome), 1759 nucleotides long. RefSeq names its product embryogenesis-associated protein EMB8. The record is from RefSeq and is a predicted model, not a curated record. Gene Ontology annotation, molecular function: short-chain carboxylesterase activity; monoacylglycerol lipase activity. Bases 79 to 1149 code for a protein of 356 amino acids. NCBI's taxonomy places the organism in Eukaryota, Viridiplantae, Streptophyta, Magnoliopsida, Poales, Poaceae. The transcript is spliced from 9 exons.
GCUCCUAGUCCUAGCUGUCCAAAACUCUUUUGAAAAAAAAACUAGAGAAGGGUCUUCGGUGUUCCAAGCAAGAAUCCGAUGGCCGCACUACAAACGCCAUCCCCAUUCGCCGGCUGUGCCCGCCGAUUCACCCCUCGCCUCCGCUCCCUACUCCUCCCUGCCACCAUGUCGCUCUCCUCCUCCAUCGUCUCCUCUCAAAACCCUGACCCGAGCUGCGGCACCGGGGAGCAACCUCUCCUCCCGCACUCGAGCCUCGAGAUCGCCGGUGCGCGGAGCGCCCUCCUCGCCGGCUUCGACAGCCUCCGCCGCCCGUACCGCGCCUUCCCCAUCCUCGCGUCGAACUGCCACGUCGAGACCAUCUUCGCAGCCUUCACGCGGUCGCGCCCCGCCGUGGCGUUCCGGCGUGAAUGCCUCCGCACCCCCGACGACGGCGCCGUCGCCCUCGACUGGGUCUCCGGCGACGACCGCACGUUGCCGCGAGACGCGCCGGUGCUGAUUCUGUUGCCUGGUCUAACAGGAGGAAGUGGAGAUACAUAUGUAAGGCAUAUGCUUUUGAGAGCUCGAAGCAAAGGAUGGCGAGUUGUCGUAUUCAAUAGCCGUGGAUGUGCAGACAGCCCUGUGACUACUGCAAAGUUCUAUUCUGCUUCAUUUACUGGAGAUCUCCGUCAAGUAGUCGAUCAUGUUUUGGCCCGUUACCCUCAAUGUAGUAUAUAUGCAGCUGGCUGGUCUCUUGGAGCAAAUAUUCUUGUGCGUUACCUUGGCGAGGAAACUGAUAAAUGCCCUCUUUCUGGAGCAGUGUCCAUGUGCAACCCGUUUAAUUUGGUAAUUGCAGACGAAGAUUUCCACAAAGGGUUCAACAACAUCUAUGAUAAAGCACUUGCUAGGGGUCUGAGGACUAUAUUUAAGAAGCAUGCACUCCUGUUUGAAGGACUGGAAGGUGAAUAUGAUAUACCAAAGGCAGCUAAUGCAACGAGUGUUAGAGAUUUUGAUGAAGGACUAACCCGAGUUUCAUUCGGUUUCAAGUCUGUGGAUGAUUAUUACUCCAACUCAAGCAGCUCAGAUUCCAUCAAGAAUAUUUCCAUACCCUUAUUGUGCAUACAGAUAAUGACCCAAUUGCACCAUCUAGGGGAAUUCCUAGGGAAGAUAUGAAGGCAAAUCCACACUGCUUACUGAUAGUAACACCACAGGGUGGUCAUCUUGGAUGGAUAGCAGGUGAUGAAGCUCCAUUUGGAUGUCCUUGGACUGACCCAAUUGUGAUGGAGUUUCUAGAACAUGUUCAGAACGAAACAAGCUCAGUUACCAAGAAUAGCACCUCCGAUGAGCAGCAGAGUGUUCCACAGACAUCAGUACCCCACUUAUCCGUGCAUGUACAGAGAUAGUGACAUUUUCCCUUCUCAGAAUGUUACCAUUCGUUAGGCAUAUUUUAUGCGCAUAGUUGAGUCUUCAGUUGCUGUUCUGCAAUUGAAAUUUGCUAUGCGCAUAGUUGAGUACGUUGGUCGACCAAGAUAAAGGUUCGAGUAUUGUACCGAACGACAAAAUCGCUGUGGUUCUGAACACCUUUAAAUCCAUGGGCGCUGUUAGUCAAUUGCUGGCUCCCCUUGCUGAAAUUUCGACCUGAAGCAUUUAUUUGCCAUUGGAAAGGCAUGAUGUAUCAGAAGUGUACCAUUCUGUAAACUAUAGUACUUCGUAUUUCAACAGCAUUCAUUAAUGCACCCAGCCCUCCCUCUUAUAUAGAAGCAUCGCUUUUUUUUUAUCGGUA